Ilex paraguariensis (yerba mate) is the source of this 1879-nucleotide messenger RNA. The record is from the annotation of a GenBank genome assembly. Lineage: Eukaryota; Viridiplantae; Streptophyta; Magnoliopsida; Aquifoliales; Aquifoliaceae.
AUAUAUUGAGGGUGUAAUAUAAAAUAUAAAAUAUUUAAAAGAGCAAAGUGAGAAUAUUGAGAUCUUUUAGGAUAUAAAAUGCAAUUCCCCAAUAAAAAACACAAAACAUAAGUUGGGUUGAUCCGAAGCCCAAACCCAAUUUAAGGAAACCAGUUCCUAGGGUAUGGGCUUCCGGGCUGUGCUGGCCCAUGAGAUUAGAGAUGAAGAAGAAGAAGAUGAUGAAACUGACAAAACAGAGAUAUAAGUCCUUCACAGAAAACACCCCCCCCACCCUUCAAUUCUUCAAAUCAAAAGACAUUCACAGAGCGAGAGAGAGAGAGAGAGAGAGAGAGAGUUUGAUAUAUGAGUUUUCUUGUAAAGAAACUUCUCGUUUUUGUCAAAGAGGUCUCAUCCUUUUGCUGUGUAUUUGCUUUAUCUGUGACAUAAAACUCUCCCAUUGCGAGAUGUCUUGUCUUUCUUCUAUGUUCUUCAUCUUUGUGCCUGCAUUUACAGCUUCCUUGUGGCCCAAAGACCUCUCUUUCUCUGUUAAUAUCUGUAAUUCUUCAUGCUUUGGGUUUGCAGGGUUUUCCGUGAAGAAUUUGCUCUAAUUUCCCCGUACAAAGCGCAGAUCUUGAGAUAUGGAGACGGAAGAGAGGAACCAGAGAGCAUGUAAAUCACCAGAAACAGAUUUGUUCUUACAGUGGGGUAAUAGCAAGAGAGUCAGAUGCGUGAGAUUCAGAGACCCAGAUUUCUCAGACCCAUCAAAGAAUGGUAGACUUCGCCGGAAAAUCUCAUCGCGCUUCCUCACUCUUUCCCAGAAACAGACCUCUUUUCCUCAACCACCCACUCGUCUCACCAGGUAUCAUAAAAGUGAAGAAAAUCCCAUAUUUUUUUUCUCCCAAUUUUUCCCAGAAAAUUUACAAAAGAAAAGAAUUUCCGAUGUGGGUCUGUUUGGUUGCAGGAAUUCUGAAACGGCGGCGCUUCAGUCGGAGAAUCGGAAGUCUUCGGCAUCGGUGUCUCCGGAGAAGGAGAGAUUUUAUACGACGAGAGGGUCGGUGGUUGGGUUGGAGGAGAUUGGGCAAGAUCCGGCGGACGGCGUCGUAGGUGGAGUUGGGGAUGAGAAAAGAGGGGUUGUUUGGCCAAAGCUGUAUAUUGCUUUGUCAAGCAAAGAGAAAGAGGAGGAUUUUAUGGCUAUGAAAGGGUGUAAGCUUCCACAGAGGCCUAAGAAAAGGGCCAAAAUCAUCCAAAGAACUUUGCUUGUAAGUCCUUCCGAUACCUUUAUACAUAAAACUAAUCCUUUCUCUCUCUCUCUCUCUCUCUCGCAGAGGUAUAUAUCCCAAAUUACAAAAGAAAAGAUGAUUUUUUGAUCUGGGUUUUCGUUGAUUCUUUCUGCGUCUUUCUCAAUCUCUGUUCUCUGUCUCUCUGUGGCUUAACAUUAGUUUUGAUGUGGAGCAGUUGGUGAGUCCUGGAGCAUGGUUAACAGACAUGGGUCAAGAGAGGUAUGAAGUCAGGGAGAAGAAGAGUUCUAAGAAGAGACCAAGAGGAUUGAAGGCCAUGGGAAGCAUGGAAAGCGAUUCAGAAUGAUUGGUAAAUGGUAAUCCAAGUUCUAGCUUUCCUUUGGGGUUUUUGUUUUUUCUUGGGUUCUUUCCUCCCAAUUAAGGGAUGAGAAAUCUAGCAGAAGAAAAUUUUCAAGUCUACAUUAUUGUCCUUAUGAUAUUUAAAUGAGAAAGUAAAAUAUAUUUUAGAUUUUAUGCCUUUCCCUUUAGAUGCUUAUCCACCAUCUUUUGUCCUUGCUUAAGAGUUUUACCUGCCAAAGUUAAUUUGCAAAGAUAAAAAUGACUUUUUACUGUUUCUAGUAACCAGAAGUACACACGGAUCGUUGGGAUAUUGUUGUACAGAG